AUGUCGGAAGCAGAGCUAACAACCCGCCUGGCGAAGUUCGUCGCCGUAAGUGGCGAGCUGGCUCAGCUUGUCAAGAGGAGUGUGCUUCGGAGGGAUGAGGGGGACUUUGAUCCACGGUCUGGGCUGUUCAAUGCGGCCGUGGCGCUGAAUGCGUGGCUCUUAGACUUGCCGGUGAACACGGAAGAUGUCGUCGCCAUCCUCAAAUUCUGCAAUGCACACGGGUUCUCGCCAUCUGUCAAGAGUGGAGGCUACGCUACAGCUGGCUGGGCCAUUCAAGAAGGCAUUAUCAUCGUCAUGCGCCUGAUGGAUAGCGUGCGCAUGCAUGUUCCACGCCCACUCGGCGUGGCCUUGCCAGAGGCAGGAACACCCAUGCUAGCAGCCUCAUCUUCGGUAUCGUGUGUCCCACAGCCUCUCGCGCAGGCACAGCCGCAACCGCAGGCCUGGCCACAGCUGACCACGACCAUUUUAACGUCCAAUGUCGCGGCGAUCAAUGAACGCGCAAAGAUGGUCAGACAGUACACUGGUCUGCUUGCCGGCGGCGACAGCAGCGCGCCGAACUGUUUACGCAAGCCAGACAUUAUACCGGCCAGCGUUUCGGCCGCAAGAGGCAAUCUGCAAGAAAUGGUCGUCAUGCAGGAGCCAUCCUUCAGCAUCAUGCGAGUCACGCAGUAG
This is a messenger RNA of Tilletiaria anomala UBC 951, 672 nucleotides long. RefSeq lists its product as uncharacterized. Gene Ontology annotation, molecular function: flavin adenine dinucleotide binding. NCBI's taxonomy places the organism in Eukaryota, Fungi, Basidiomycota, Exobasidiomycetes, Georgefischeriales, Tilletiariaceae. The transcript is spliced from 3 exons. The coding region runs from base 1 to 672 and encodes 223 amino acids. The record is from RefSeq and is a predicted model, not a curated record.